Molecule: messenger RNA, 2852 nt
Organism: Chelonoidis abingdonii (Abingdon island giant tortoise)
Lineage: Eukaryota; Metazoa; Chordata; Testudines; Testudinidae
Gene: ARHGAP22
Product: Rho GTPase activating protein 22
Biological process (GO): activation of GTPase activity; signal transduction
Cellular component (GO): focal adhesion
Molecular function (GO): GTPase activator activity
Source: RefSeq, a predicted model, not a curated record
CUGAGCCCGUACUGGGAGUGCAGGGAAGUGGAUCUUCAGUGCAGAGCAGGCUGGGAAGAGGCUGCUACCGGCAGGACAGGCUGUGCCAUGAUGAGCUGCAACAGGGUGAGAAGGCUGGGAAGGAGGAUGACAGCAUGCUGAAGGCUGCGAGAAAGGUGACGCUGGAACCAGGAAUAUGUUGAGUCCCAAGAUAAGGCAGGCCAGGAGAGCCCGGUCGAAGAGCUUGGUGAUGGGCGAGCAGACCGGGCUGCCCUCCAGGCCAUCGUCCCCUAGCCUGCAGGAUCGAGUGCUGAAGUCUGGCUGGCUGAAGAAGCAGAGGAGCAUCAUGAAGAACUGGCAGCAACGGUGGUUUGUGCUGCGUGGAGACCAGCUCUUCUACUAUAAGGAUGAGGAGGAAACCAAGCCACAGGGUUUCAUUCCACUGCAAGGCAAUCAGGUGAGCGAGCUGACCCCUCAGCCUGAGGAACCAGGGAAACACCUCUUUGAAAUUGCCCCAGGUGGUGCGGGAGACCGAGAAAAGAUGCCUGUCAAUCAUGAAGCCUUCUUGCUCAUGGCUAAUUCCCAGAAUGAGAUGGAAGAUUGGGUGAAAGCCAUCCGGCGGGUCAUAUGGGCUCCCUUUGGUGGAGGGAUCUUUGGACAGCGAUUGGAAGACACGGUGCAGUACGAGCGGAAGUAUGGCCUGCGUCUGGCCCCACUGCUGGUGGAGCAAUGUGUGGAUUUUAUCCGGGAGCGAGGCCUCACCGAAGAAGGGCUCUUUCGCAUGCCUGGUCAAGCCAAUCUUGUCAAGGACCUGCAGGAUUCAUUUGACUGUGGAGAGAAGCCCCUCUUUGACAGCAACACGGAUGUUCACACCGUGGCAUCCCUCCUGAAGCUCUAUCUCCGAGAGCUGCCAGAGCCUGUCAUCCCCUUUGCCAAAUAUGAAGACUUCCUGUCAUGUGGACAGCUGCUCUCCAAGGACAAGGGAGAGGUUAGUGCUCUUUCUAUCCUUCCUCCUUUUACCUGCGACUCAGCGAACAGCCUUUCCAUUUUCUCCUUCAGGCAAUGGAAGGGACUGAAGGAGCCCUCCAGCUCUAUGGCGGUGGUGGAGAUUCGGAAGGGUCGUUUCUCUCAUGGACUUAUUAGGAGGGGCAGGAUAUUCCUUGAUGAAGUUCAGUCUCACUCCAGCGUGAACAAGAUGAGCGUCCAGAACCUUGCCACGGUGUUUGGCCCAAAUAUACUGCGGCCCAAAAUGGAAGAUCCAGUCACCAUUAUGGAAGGUACCUCACUGGUCCAGCACUUGAUGACGGUGUUGAUAAGUGAACAUGGACAGAUCUUUGCCAUUUCGCAGGCCGAUGCAGCCGGGGCUCAGCCUGAAGCCUGCUCCGUGCUGCAGCGCAGCAUGGUAGAGUGGAUCUCUGAGGAAGAUGGGGAGGAGAGCAGGUCAGAGAAGAGUGCCCCCAGCCCUGCUGACUUGCCUUCUAGCAGUGCCAUGGCGCCGGACGCUAUGCCCAGCUCGCUGGUGAAGAACGCCCCUCAGGAGCACAGCAGCAAAGCCACCCAGCCUGCCACCAGCCCCAGCAAGAGGGUGCAGACAUUACCCUCCUGGAAGUACUCCUUCCGGCAACAGGGGGCAAGGUCUGUAAGCCCCAAGCUGGGUAGCUCAUCCUUGGACAUUCCUAAUCUGCCCUCCAGUGGGAACUGGCUGAUGAAUGGACUGUACUCUCUCCGAGGCCACCGCCGGACGUCCUCUGGGGAGCGGGUGAAAGACUCAGGUUCAUCCCAAAGACUCUCCACCUACGACAACGUCCCCUCCUCCAGCCUCUCCCUGAGUGCACACAGCAUUGCCAGCACUGCCUGGUCCACCUCGUCCUGUGAGAUCUCUGUUGUUGAUUCUGUCAGCAGCUGCCCAGCCUGCCGGGCCAGUGACUCCUCUGCUUUAAGCUCCCUCAAAACAGAAUGGGCCACUCAGGGCUCGCUGUCGCAGAGCGAGGUCAAGACUGUGGACCUGGAGAACAGCAUGGACAGGUUCGAAAUGUGCAUCAGCAGCUGUAGCGAGCAGAGUGACCUGGCAGCUGCUUCCAAAGACUCAGCCAAAUGUUCCAGGGCGCUGCAGAGCCUGGUUUCAGAGCUAAAGACAGGACUGAGCAAACAGAGGACUGAGUACGAGUCUAGUAUCAAAAGAAUUGAAGAAACAAGCGCUGAACUGAGAAAACGAGUGACACAGUUAGAAGAGGAGUUGGACCAGGAGCGAAAGAAAUACACAAUGCUGGAGAUCAAACUGAGGAAUUCGGAGCGUGCACGUGAAGAUGCUGAAAAGAGAAACCAGCUCCUGCAGAUAGAAAUGGAAGAGUUUUUUUCGACAUUAGGAAAUUUGACUGUUGCAAGCCAGGGAGCUAAACUGCCCAAGUAAAGGAAGCAGAAGGACACCAUUUUUUAAUUCCAGCACAGAUCAUUUUGUUCUGGGUUACUCAUGCAUCAUGAGUAAUUUGGCAGAGAGUCCCUGCUCUUAAGGAUUUUUGCUAUGUUGGUUUGUUUACAGAUGCUCUAGUAUUUGGGCUAUCAGGGAAACUGACUGCUAAAGGCAAUGCUUGAAACUGUAGACCCUAGAUUGCAAAUGGCUGGGCCUCUCUUUCCUAAUGUCAAAGGGACAACUCUGUCACUGCCUUUGGCUUUACUGUGCCAUAGACAACAGCACUGCUGCCAUGGCCUAAGUGAGCUGCAGGCAGGCUGGAGCCGAAGGAGCAUGCCAGUUCCUGGGGAGGAGAUGACACUACUAGCAUGGCAGCGGGUUUAGCUCAUGUGAUGAAUCAAGUUGAACUUGGUGGGUUUUCCAUCCUUAAUGAAACUAUUUAAAAAUCUGCUUGGUGAAAGUU